Messenger RNA from Nanorana parkeri, 497 nucleotides. RefSeq names its product chromosome unknown C1orf115 homolog (gene CUNH1orf115). The record is from RefSeq and is a predicted model, not a curated record. Lineage: Eukaryota; Metazoa; Chordata; Amphibia; Anura; Dicroglossidae. Bases 31 to 468 code for a protein of 145 amino acids. The transcript is spliced from 2 exons.
GCUGGCAGCACCCAAAAUCCGGCUGUCACCAUGGCAGGGGGGCACAGGAUCAGAGGCAAGAAGAAGAAGAAGUAUAGAAAGCUGCAACCAGAGGAGCAGAUCCAGCUACAGGAGGAGCAAGAGGUGACCCAGACGGAGGUGGACAGCAGCCAGCAGGAGCCCCCAGGGCAGCCAGAGCAGAGCAAAGACAAGAAGAGCAAGAAAAAGAAGAAAAGAGGCUGCAAGAAAGUGCACCUGUCCCCUCUCCCAGACAGGUAUGAGCCCCUGGAGGAGACAGCAGAGGAGUCUGAGAGCAAGGAGGACAAGAAGUACAAGAGGAAGCAGAAAGUGAAAAAGUAUGCCAAGAAUGUUGGCAAGGCUGUACGGACUGGCUGCCGCUACUUGUUGAUUGGUAUCCAGGGACUGGCAAGUGCCUACAUAGCUCCGUUUGGUGUCUCUACGGUGGUGCUCACCAACGUGUCCCGCUAACCUGAUCCAAUCCUUUGAGUCCAAACAUU